AUGACUAUUGAAGAACGAAAUGAAAAGAUUUUAAGCGUCAUAUUCGAAACUUGCCCUGACGACGCCAAGAAUGAGCUUGUUUCUAGUAUAGAUGAAAGCAAUAAUGGUAUCUUACAUUAUGCUGCAAAAUUAGCACCUUCUAGUCAACUCAGUUCGAUAUCUGGUGCCGCUCUUCAGAUGCAACGGGAAAUACAGUGGUUUAAGGGGGUGGAAAAUAUUGUACCAGAAAAAGAUAAGUAUUUGAGAAACAAAGAUGGAAAUACAGCUCAAUUCAUAUUCACUGAACAACACAAGGAUUUAAUGGAGAAAGGAGAAAAGUGGAUUAAAGACACAUCUGGAUCAUGCAUGCUAGUAGCUGCCCUCAUUGCAACUGUCGCAUUUGCAGCAUCUAUUACUGUACCCGGUGGUAGUAUUAGUGAUACUAACAGCAGGAACAACGGCAUUCCAAUUUUUUUGGAGAAGAAUUCUUUUACAGUCUUUGCAGUAGCGGAUGCCUUGGCUCUAUUCUCCGCCAUCACUUCAGUACUCAUGUUCUUAGCUAUAUACACAUCUCGUUAUGGGGAAAAGGAUUUUCUCAAAUCCUUACCACAAAAACUGAUCAUUGGCCUUGCAUCCCUCUUCAUAUCUAUGGCCACCAUCAUGGUAGCAUUUGGGGCAGCACUUACUAUUGUUAUCGGACAUCGGUUUACAUGGGCUCCAAUUCCAAUUGCAUUGUUUGGGUCUAUUCCUGUGAUCCUAUUUGUAUUCUUGCAGUUGCCGCUGUUCAUUGAUAUGAGUACUAAAGAGUUCUGCGGAAUCAGGUUUAGUUAUAUUAGAGCCGAUCUUGCAUUUGAGUGA
Molecule: messenger RNA, 837 nt
Organism: Papaver somniferum (opium poppy)
Lineage: Eukaryota; Viridiplantae; Streptophyta; Magnoliopsida; Ranunculales; Papaveraceae
Exons: 3
Coding region: 1-837 (278 amino acids)
Source: RefSeq, a predicted model, not a curated record